Molecule: messenger RNA, 1998 nt
Organism: Acanthopagrus latus (yellowfin seabream)
Lineage: Eukaryota; Metazoa; Chordata; Actinopteri; Spariformes; Sparidae
Product: ras-related protein ORAB-1-like
Exons: 6
Coding region: 573-1184 (203 amino acids)
Molecular function (GO): GTP binding; GTPase activity
Source: RefSeq, a predicted model, not a curated record
AACUAUGGCUUUGUAAAUAAAGCCUCACUGUAGAGCACAAGCGAAUUGUGCAAAGCUCACGUCGUAGAGGUUUAUGUUGAAGUAUAUGGCCGGAAGUUGUGUCGUGUGGAUAUUGUUACGGGGCACCAGCCGACUCGUCUUUGCCACGUUUCACUAAAUGACGUAAUCUCUGCCUGGGAUUGACAGUUCGCUGUUGCGGUAGGGACACAUAUUCAGUGAGAGGCAGAGAAGGGGCUGUUAUUCAGACGUGUAUUUACAUCCCUUGUUUAUUGGCUUUACGGCUGUAGAACGAGUAACCAGGCUGUCGUACAGGACGAGGCAUUCGCUAAAUCAAGCCACAUAUUUUGUGUCAUUCCCGACUUGGCUAACCAGCUGGCUAAUGUUAGCUGUUUCCUGGUUGGAGUUGUAGCCAUUUUGGUUUUUCGCAGAGAAACAACUAGCCGGUCGUGGUUUUUGGGAACAGUCUAAGCUAGCCACCGCUCCCGUUUUCACAACUAAACAGCGCUGUUUAUCUGUAGACAGGGACAAAGACACGGUUCACGAGAGGGGAAACACUGUACAACAAGUCAACAAUGAAUCCCGAAUAUGACUAUUUAUUCAAGCUGCUCCUGAUUGGUGACUCUGGUGUUGGAAAGUCUUGCCUUCUUCUCCGAUUUGCAGAUGACACAUAUACAGAAAGUUACAUUAGCACUAUUGGAGUGGACUUCAAAAUACGAACCAUAGAACUAGAUGGAAAAACCAUUAAACUUCAGAUUUGGGAUACAGCAGGUCAGGAGAGGUUUCGUACUAUCACAUCCGGCUACUACAGAGGUGCUCAUGGUAUCAUUGUUGUGUAUGAUGUCACAGACCAGGAGUCCUUCAACAAUGUCAAACAAUGGCUACAGGAGAUUGAUCGCUAUGCCAGUGAAAACGUCAACAAGCUAUUGGUUGGAAACAAGUGUGACCUGACGACAAAGAAGGUGGUGGAUUACACAACAGCAAAAGAAUUUGCAGACUCUCUUGGCAUCCCCUUUUUGGAAACCAGUGCCAAGAACGCCACCAAUGUGGAGCAGGCCUUCAUGACUAUGGCUGCUGAAAUCAAGAAGAGGAUGGGCCCUGGGGCCACAGCUGGAGGAGGGGAGAAGCCCAAUGUGAAGCUGACCCCUGGCACUACUGUCAAACCUACAUCAGGAGGAUGCUGCUGAGAGAGAAACCACUUCCAGUUUGACACCCCGCCCUCUUUACUCUGCAGGCCUGUCAACCACCAACCCCACCCCACCACCAACCCCACAAACUCCACUGUUUCUCAGCAAAGCCCCACCACAAGCAGACGGGACAGGGAAGACAUGAUUCACAUGUCCAUGUGAGAACAAGAUGAAGUGGCCUGUAUUUGUACUGUACAUAAUAUAGCGGCACUACCAAAAACAACUAAAGCAUCCUUCUUGUCAUCGUGUCCACUUAUUGAUGACAAAAUCUAAAGAUAGGAGAUCAUUCAACCUGGCCCCAACUCCCAUCAGCCCUGUAUCUCAGACCUCCCAGAGACUACUCUUUUAUUUGAAUGCAGGUGAAUGAGUGAGUGAGAGAGAGAGACAAUGGAUGUGUUCUUUUUCUGCAUUCCUACAGUGGGGUUGGUAAUUGAAUCAGUUUCUUUAAGGUUUCUGUUUGUAUGGACCUCCUCUGUUUCUCUUCUCCUUUAGUGAUUAUUUUGCUGUUUGUAUCAGCGUUUGUCAGUCUGUUCCCAUUGAAAGUUGUUGUUUUUGUUUGUUUUUUUAAUCUCCCACGCACAGCAGUGUCUCACAGUCCAGCAUCUAAAGUCUAGUGCAAAAGUAUAUGUACAUAAACAUUAUGUAUAUAUUAUGUCAAAUCUGAUUUGCCAGUUCUGUAGUGUUCAAUACGUUAUUGGGUUUGUCUUGACUCUUUAUCUCUACAUUAAAUUUGUGGCUGAAGACAACUGUAAGUCUGUUGUUCAACAUGUAACACUUCAACUGAAAAUAAAUAUUGUACUACCAGACUAUGAAA